AUGCCUCCUCGAGCAUCACACUUAUUCACUGUCGAAAGUCCUUCUGUUCCUCUCGUGACCAUUAGUUUUAUUCACUGCCGGGUUCAGUUGCCCCGAGCUGUUGUCUUGCGUCAACCUGAGUUCGCAGAACUGUUCCAUCAGAGUCGCCUCCAAUGGCCUGGCUUAUGUCAAGAACAAGCCGCAAUCGUUGUGAACUAUCUUAUGGAAGAUGUUUAUCGCUCAGAGCGACCUAUCAUAGGUUCUACCUUCGAUUGCCAGCGCCAGGAUCUCCAUGAUGCUAUCAUUCUUCACUUCCAAGGAUUAGUAUACCGUCUCCCCGGUCUUCGUGCACUCUGCCGCAUGGAGAUCAUCCGUGCUGCAGUCACCAUGCCCCUUCUGGCCUUUGUAGGCUGCCUCCCCGGCUACCCAGACUGGAUUCAGAUCAACAGUCGCUGGUUCGACCUGUUGCUCUACCAUCGCAUCCGUAUGGAAAUCCCUGAUGCUGUAUCGGCCGACAUACAGGAAUUCCGGUCCCUUGAGUUUAUCACGCACUAUUGUCUUGUUGUUGCCGUUGCCGGCACCCUCUACAUCGCUCUUGACGACAUCAACCAGGGUGUGAGUGAGAGCUCUGACUAA
Fusarium venenatum is the source of this 615-nucleotide messenger RNA. NCBI's taxonomy places the organism in Eukaryota, Fungi, Ascomycota, Sordariomycetes, Hypocreales, Nectriaceae. The record is from RefSeq and is a predicted model, not a curated record.